Messenger RNA from Caenorhabditis auriculariae, 1620 nucleotides. NCBI's taxonomy places the organism in Eukaryota, Metazoa, Nematoda, Chromadorea, Rhabditida, Rhabditidae. The record is from the annotation of a GenBank genome assembly.
AUGGUGGAGGAUGAACGGAGAAUGGGGAGGUGGGCACUUGAGGGCCGAGACAGCGGCAAAUAUUGAUUGGCCACUCAAGUACCUACGUGUGGCGCUAAACGACCGCUUUUUUCCUUCUUUUACUCGCUUUCUCGUCAUAUUUAGUAAUGAAGAAGUGAGAGGACAGGGAAUUCUUUAAAAGGAUGGUCAUUUUAAUCUGGGGAUGGGAAUUUUUGGAAAAUCCGCCAUCAUUCGAUAUAUCUGCAUGCCCUUAAAGAACACUUCAAAGUCAAAGAAAAUCCUCAAAAUCCAUUGAAGUAGCCUUUGAGCCCUUAUUUCUCGGGAGCUAGAGCAUUGGGUAUACAAUUACAGAUUAAUAUAAUCUUUUGGGUUAUUAAAGAAAAUUUUCUAAACCCUCGUUUGAAGGCUUAAGAAAGUUGACUGCUUUAAAAGGCUUUUAGAAUUUCCAAAGUUAUAUAUACAGCUUUGAAAUUUUUUUAAUAUCAGGUAGUUACGUAUAAAUUUAGAAGUUUCUCACUAAAAAAACUAAAAACUUUUACAGAGUAAGUGACUACGACUGAACUUUAUCUAGUCUUUUGAAAAAGAGUUUUCGGUUGCCUCGAAGGACGUAUAACAAUUUUCUUUUUUUCAAAAUAACAGUAAAAAAAUCGAUUUGCAGCAUAUCUCCGAAAGAAGAAACCCCGCCGGAGAUUGAGCCCGAACCUUCUUCGGAACAAGCUCCAUCCUUCGAAGUCGUCACCAACGAGUUCGACUCGCCUUCUGUUUCAACGUGAGAACAAAAGAAAACUUGAAACAAAAAUUGCGAUUUAAUCUGGACAAAAAAGAAGGAAAAGUGGCAUUUUUUAAUAAUUUUCGAGAAUGUAAGAUACUUAAUUUUUUUAAAAAAAUAAAUGAGCCACGUGGAUUAAAACCUAAUCAACAGACUCAAUAUGAGCCUCUUAUCAUAGAUUUUGGGAGGGAAAUAAUUUUUCGCUUUGUUUUCGACAUUCAGAAUGACAUGAACCAUAUUGAAGAAGAAAAACAUUUUGAGGGGACAUUUUUGAGAGAGCGAUAUAGUGCGAGACUUUUGCGACAUCGCAGCUUCGCGGAAUAGCUUUACUCGGGCUGCGAAAUAGUUCGAUAAUAUUUUGUUAACUACCUUUUUUUUCAAAGUUUUUUUCUCAAAACAAAUUUAAAAUUUUGUAAUAAGUUUCAAAAAGUGCAUUUUUUUUAUUCUUUUUUUUUCCCCCAUUUUCCCUUCCAAUGAUAGUAAUUCGAUUCUCUGAUUAUCUUCUUUUUUUAAGUUUUAAAUUGAAGAUACAUAAACAUUAUCUUUGAUGGAGUCUUCAUUUAUUUUCCCGGCUCAUUCGAACUAUUUCUCAAUUUUAGUCGUUUGAAUUUCAGUGUUCUAAUGUAUUUACCGGUUUCUCGACUUCUAUUUGAUGAGCUUAGCUUAAUAGUUUUAAUUGUCUACGUAGGGUUUGUUCAACGAUAUAAAGCAUGAUUUUCAGAUCCACUUCGAUGGUCGAUUCCGGGUUCGACGGCAGCACGAGGAAAGAAGAGCCGAAAAUGAAAGAAGCCCGGGUUUUCUUCCGGAACAAGACUCCGGAGAGCCAAAUUCCUGAAGAAGAACACAUUUGA